Myzus persicae (green peach aphid) is the source of this 2281-nucleotide messenger RNA. RefSeq names its product synaptic vesicle glycoprotein 2B-like. Gene Ontology annotation, molecular function: transmembrane transporter activity. Gene Ontology annotation, biological process: transmembrane transport. The transcript has 12 exons. The record is from RefSeq and is a predicted model, not a curated record. Bases 338 to 1936 code for a protein of 532 amino acids. Lineage: Eukaryota; Metazoa; Arthropoda; Insecta; Hemiptera; Aphididae. Gene Ontology annotation, cellular component: membrane.
CACACACACACACACACACACACACACACAAGUACACAACACACUUAACCAAUUUGAACGUUAUUAAUACGAUAGUUUGCGUUUUUGAGUUAUGAAAAUUGAUAAGUACCUAAUUAUUAAUUAAUAAUACCAUUUAUCCGUGACUGUGUUAAGGCGAUAUAAUUACUGUGUAUAAUUAUGACAUUUGCCGAUAGUAAAUUCGAUCAGUAAUAUCGAAUUGAAAUGGCAAUCGUUUUAUUGCACUCACGGACGUUGAAGUAGGUAAUAACUAUUUAGUUAGGGAUGCUGGACAGAGGGUCGUUAUUUUAUGCAUGAUUUUGAUUAGUGCUUGUUGAUCAUGAUGGAAAAAAAUAAUUCAAAAGAAGACUCAAAGUCCACGUGUCCCAUAAUCACUCAACCGCUACAUUUGGAUAAGGAUAUCAAAAGUUUCGAAAUAGCAAGUUCUAAAUAUUUGAUAACCAAACCAGUAAAUUUGGACCAAGCUAUCGAAAUUGUCGGAUUUGGGAGUUUUCAUUACUACAUAUUAUUCAUUUGCGGAUCACUUUUCUCAGCAAUCUCCAUUAGCGUGACGUCAGUGUCUUUUAUUAUACCGUCAGCACAAUGUGAUUUUCAAAUGACUUCUGUCCACAAAGGCAUUCUCAAUGGAGCUUCGAUGAUAGGAAUGUUCUUCGGAUGUUUUAUCACGGGUUACAUGGCGGAUUCCAAAGGCAGAAAGUAUACAUUAGUUGUCUGUAUGAUGAUCGAUGGUAUUUUCAAUCUCAUAUCAAGCGUGUCUCAGAUUUAUCCAGUGUUAAUAUUCUGCAAGUUAAUGAGUGGAUUUGGGGUGUCUGGUGUCACUGUAUUCUAUUCUUACCUCGGAGAGUUCGUGAACAACAAAAAUCGUGAAAAAUUUCUGUGUUGGAUGGAAAUGUUCUGGACAUUUGGUGUAAUAUUACUUCCAUGUGUAGCAUGGUUAGUUAUACCACAAACAUUUAGAAUCGAAUACGGUUUCUUUUUGUUCAGGUCGUGGAAUUUAUUUGCAAUUAUUUGUUCGCUCCCGAGUAUAAUUUUUUCAUGUUUGCUGAUUAAAUUGCCGGAAAGUCCAAAGUUCUUACUCACUAAAGGUAAACACGACGAGACCAUCGAUUGCUUGAAAUUCGUUUAUAGAUGGAAUAAUAAGACCGGCGAUGAAUUUCCGGUGACUUCACUAGUGUUACCCGAUUGUAUUAAUGAACAGAAUAAUAGCUUCGUUAGUGGACUCUACAAGAGCAUUCUGGAGCUGUUUACGUCUAAAUUCAAAGUUGUAGCUAUGAUUACAUGUGUGAUACAAUUUUGUUGCACUGCCAGCUUUUACAUGAUGGUGUUGUGGUUCCCAGAGCUGAUGAAUAGGUUUCGAUGGUAUGAAACAUUAUACUCAGGUCCCAAAAAUAUGACAAAUAUGUGUGAAAUUGUAUCUCUUUUUAAAAUUGAACCCGAAGAGAUAGAUCUGAAAUGCAAUGAUGAGAUCGAUCAAUCUGUGUACGAGAACAUUCUCAUCAUCGGCAUUGCUUGUAUACCUACAAGUAUUAUUGUGCCGCUAUUAGUCAACAGAUUUGGAAUUAAAUUUUUCUUAGUGUUAAGUUUUUUCGGGUCAGGUCUGUCCGCCGCUUGCUUGUACUUCAUUUCGUCUUCAUUCGAGAAUAUCGUGUUAUCUUCAGUAUUUGAAGCUCUUUCUAGCUUGGGUAUCGGUUUAGUAUUUUGUAUAAGUGUUGAACUAUUUCCAACAGAAUAUAGGGGCGUUGCCGUAUCUAUUGGUUCCAUGUUUGGCAAAAUAGGUGCAGUUAUUGGCAACAUCAUAGUUGGUGUAUUUAUUGAUGCACAUUGUAUGGUUCCUAUUUUAGUAUCGUGCUCUUUUUUGAUAAUUUCAGGGUUAUUAGUAUUAACAUUACCAAAAACUGGAAGGACCGCCAUAAAAUGAAAAUAAACUAUCGGAGGAGAGAACUUUGAACUUGUUUUAAUCAAUUUUAUAUCCUGUUUUUUUUAUAAUUAUAUAAAUGUAAAUCUAACAUAAAUUUAUUAUUUUAUUUUAGUUUGUACAAAAAUGAAUAUUUACAUAACAGAUUAUGUAAGUAAAUGAAUAUUUAUUAAACUUGAUAAACAGGGAUUUUGAAAGAAAAAUACAUACACUUUAAUACGUUGGUACUAUGUCGAGGUACUUUCUGAAAAUGCAUUCAAAACUAUAUAUUGUAAUAUUAUUUGUGAAUGUUUGCUGUUUUUUUUUCCUUUUUGAUGUUAAAUAUAUCAGUAUUUUCUUUUACGCAUA